Molecule: messenger RNA, 1038 nt
Organism: Sphaerulina musiva SO2202
Lineage: Eukaryota; Fungi; Ascomycota; Dothideomycetes; Mycosphaerellales; Mycosphaerellaceae
Product: NADP-dependent alcohol dehydrogenase
Exons: 1
Coding region: 1-1038 (345 amino acids)
Molecular function (GO): oxidoreductase activity; zinc ion binding
Source: RefSeq, a predicted model, not a curated record
AUGGAUCCCACCGAACACAAACUGACCACAUUCUGCUUCGACCCCUCCACCCAGACCUUCACGGAGAAGAGUGUCAUCAAGAGCCUGGGCCACAAUGACAUUCUCGUCAAAACGACGCAUUCCGGAAUCUGCUUCACCGACGUGCACGCCAAAGACAAGCAAUGCGGCUUAGGUCACGAAGGCAUCGGCCUCGUCGCCAAGACGGGUUCCGCAGUCCGGCAUCUGCAACCCGGCGAUCGAGUCGGGUGGGGAUGGCUACAUAGUUCGUGCGGCCACUGUUCAACCUGUGUCACUGGAUAUCGACAAUAUUGCAGCGCAGCUCGAGGAUUUGCUUUUUCGGAUCUGGAUCAGGGCGCAUUCAGCGAUUACAGAAUUCUCGAUGCGGCGUUUGCAUAUCCCAUUCCACGAGGCAUCGCGUCUGUGGACGCUGCGCCGUUGAUGUGUGCUGGAGCUUCGGUAUAUGAGGCUCUCGAUGCAGCAGGCACCACGUCGAAUGAUCGUGUGGGUGUAGUCGGGAUUGGAGGACUGGGCCAUUGUGCGAUUCUAUUCGCAUCGGCUAUGGGAUGCGGCGUGACUGCGCUAUCGAGUAACAGCGACAAGAUGGCAGAUGCUUUUGAGCUGGGGGCAGAUGAAUUUCGCGAACUACAAGACAUUGGCUUGUCUCAAAGGGUGGAGAAUGAACCUGAAGAUGAUCCUGCACCUGCGAAUAUUAAUGUCCUUCUCAUCACAUCCAAUGUGGUGCCCGACUUGCGGACUCUGCUGCCGCUGCUUGCGAGGAGAGCGACGAUUGUGCUCAUGACUAUUCAGCCGGACUCGAUUGAGAUUCCGUACAUGGACUUUGUCUUGCCCGGACAUCGACUGAUUGCAUCGACGGAAGCAUCGCGGGAGAAUCAUAUCAAAAUGCUCGAGUUUGUGGACAGAAGGCUGAUUGAACCAUGGACGGAAGUGUUUGAUAUGACGCCAGAGGGAAUUUCCGAGGCCUUUGAGAAGCUUGAAAGUGGUCGUAUGCGGUAUCGUGGAGUCUUGGUGAGGCCAUGA